Molecule: messenger RNA, 2118 nt
Organism: Phragmites australis (common reed)
Lineage: Eukaryota; Viridiplantae; Streptophyta; Magnoliopsida; Poales; Poaceae
Product: protein NODULATION SIGNALING PATHWAY 1-like
Exons: 2
Coding region: 223-1713 (496 amino acids)
Biological process (GO): regulation of DNA-templated transcription
Cellular component (GO): nucleus
Molecular function (GO): sequence-specific DNA binding; DNA-binding transcription factor activity
Source: RefSeq, a predicted model, not a curated record
UAUGCAGCCAAGAUGCAGGGAAUAUGUCAGUUCCACGAGGGCAGAACCCUAAAAUAACCCCACAAAACAUAAACAAAAUCCACUGCUCCGUCCCGCACCUCCUCAACCUUCAAUCAGUUCAUCAAGCCCUAGAUUAAGCUCCACAUAUAUUAAAUCAAGGCCUAAUUAAGACGCAAACGCCAAGUCAAUAGAUCCAGUACUGCUCCAUGCUGUUUCCUUUGCAUGUCCAUGCGCAUCACUGCUUGCAAGCUUGCAUGCAUGAAGGCCAUGAACUGCCACGAGCAGGAGCACCAGGAGCUCGCCGCCACUACGAGCAACAACGGCCUGGAUUGGCUCGAUGACUCCAUCUCCUUCCUCACCGCGGAUGUCGACAUCGGCAGCAGCUAUGGGUGGUGGUCUACUCCCGCGCCUGCGCAGCAAGAUGACAUUGCCAGCGUCGUGGCGCAGACGCUUUCGCCUCCGGCGGCACUACCGACGAUCAGUUCGCCGUUGACGCACGCCUCCCCAAGCAUUGCGUCACCAGCGGUAUCGUCCCCGUCGGAUCCUUCGUCCAAGAAGCGCAAGUCCCCGGUGAACAGGGCGUCUGGCCAUAGCAGCAGCAACCAACGUCGCCGCGCUGAGCAAGACAAGUCAGGUGGUGGCGGCGGCAAGAAGGGUGGCACCAAGGGCAGCGGAGCAGGAUCUGACGGGGACACGAGCUGGGCAGAGCAGCUGCUGAACCCGUGCGCGGCCGCCGUCGAGACAGGCAACCUGUCGCGGGUGCAGCACCUGUUCUACGUGCUCGGCGAGCUAGCCUCUUUCUCAGGGGACGCGAACCACCGCCUGGCCGCGCACGGGCUGCGUGCACUCGCCCGCAGGCUCCCUGCCGCCGUUGGCUCGACCGCUGCGGCGGCCGUGCGGGUGCCGCCCUGCGAGUGCCCCACGCUGGUGUUCACGGGCGCCGAGCCGCGGCUGUUCCGCGCGUCGCUCAUCAAGUUCCACGAGUGGCCGACGCUUCUGGAGUCCCUGACCCGCCUGCCCGGCGGCCGCGCACCGCCGUCAGUCUGCCUCACCGUCGCGGGCCCCUCGGCCACCCCACCGGCGCCCUUCUCGGCGUCGCCUCCGGGGUACAACUUCUCGCCGCACCUCCUCCGGUACGCCAAAUCCAUCAACCUGCAGCUCGCCAUCGGCCGUGCAGCCUCCCUGGAUUCUGUGCAUGGCUUCUGCAACCCCGGCGAGGUGCUCGUCGUCUGCCUCCAGUUCCGGCUCGGCCACGUCGCCGCCGAAGAGCGGACAGACAUCCUGCGGAAGGUCCGAGGCCUCAAUCCGGAGCUGGUGGUGCUCUCGGAGCUCGACGCCAGGGGCGACGGCACCGCGGCAGGCGAGUUCGCGGCGUGGCUGGAGCUGCUGUGGCGGUUCCUGGAGUCGACCUCCGCUGCGUUCAAAGGGAGGGAUGGAGACGAGAGGCGCCUACUGGAGGCCGAGGCGGGCACGUCCAUCGCGGCGGAGGCGGCAGGCGAGGGGAGGGAGGCGUGGCGGGAGCGCAUGGGGUCGGCUGGGUUCAAGGAGGCGGCGUUCGGGGACGAGGCGGUGGAGUCGGCGAAGUCGCUGCUGAGAAAGUACGAUGGCGGGUGGGAGAUGUCAGCGCCGGUGGCGUCGGGGGGCGCCGGCGCUGUGGCGCUGCGGUGGAAGGGGCAGCCUGUGUCGUUCUGCUCGCUGUGGCGGCGGGCGUAGCAGCUUAGCCUGUGGAACCGGUCCACGCGCCCAUGUGAUCGACGCGAAGGAUGAUCUCGGCCGUGCACAGCGGCUCGGUGGAGAGUGAUCACUGAUUAGUGAUCGUAACUCCCAGGAGCUUGCCGACGCGCUGUGGACAUGAUCCACAUAACACGCCUUGCCGCCCUUGCUCACGUCACAUGCAUGGCUGGCCGGGUCGUCGGGCUCGGACAACACCGAGCACCGGCGGUGUACGAGAAGCGACGGUAAAGCCACUCUAGUUUAUCUUUUCCUUUUGAAGAAGGCCACUGUGGUUGUCAGUGGCCAUUUUUGUACAUAUGCAAUUAUGUAUGAGGUUGGUAAAUCAAUCUAAACAAAUAUUUAUAAAAACCAAGGAUAUUUAGCCUCCAACUACUUAUAUGGUAA